CGCGGCUCUAACGUACGCAAGGUACGUUUAUAACUAUCACUACUUACCGAAAAUCGACGAAAUUAUCGAGAAAAAUUUCAAAGAUCCUGCGAUGCCUCGGCUGUCAGCUCUGAGAGCCAACACGUCACUGAUAAUCGUUCAAAGCCACGUGAGCUUCAGUUAUCCCCGACCUCACUUACCCAAUGUGAUUGAGACCGGCGGAAUGCACAUCCAGCAACCAAAGGCACUACCACAGGACUUAAAGAAUGUAAUGGACAACGCAAGAGACGGAGUAAUAUUCUUCAGCAUGGGAUCUUUAAUAAAGAGUGCAGAUUUUCCACAGGAGUGGGUUCAAACCUUCCUCACAGUCUUUUCUAAACUGAAGCAACAGGUUCUGUGGAAAUGGGAGAACGACACCAUGUCUGGGAAACCAGCAAAUGUGCAUCUGAGAAAAUGGUUUCCGCAGUCUGACUUGCUAGGUCACAAAAACGUGCAGCUUUUCAUCUCCCAUGGGGGACUGCAGAGCUCCUUGGAGGCGACCGCUCGAGGUGUUCCGGUGAUUGGUAUGCCAGUUGCUGCCGAGCAGCGCUAUAACGUCCAGAGGAUCGCCAGCUAUGGAUACGGCAUCAGACUAGAUCUGCAGAACAUCAGUGUUCAGUCGGUGGAGUGGGCUGUUAAUGAAGUUUUAAACAACCCAACGUACCGCGAGAACGCUAAGCUGCGGUCCCGCCUGUUCUGGGACCGUCCAGAGAGCCCUGUGGAGACGGCCGUGUACUGGACAGAGUACGUGCUGAGGCACCGGGGCGCCCCCCACCUGCGCAGCGCCGCCCUCCACCUCAGCUGGUACCAGUACCUCCUGCUGGACGUCGCUGCCCUGCUGCUGUCUGGAGCGCUCCUGGUGCUUAUAGUCACUGUCGUGGCAGUCAGGACACUCUACAGGCUAAUCACAGCAAGAACUUCAGCGUCACACGAACAGAAGAAAAAGAAAACAACGAAGAAGGAAUGAAGAAGUCUGCAGCUAAUGGUGUCACGCCUCUAUGUACUCUCGGAACCCAACGUAAAUAGGGCCAGCACCUGGCGACACACUGCGUCCGCCAUGUUUUGGAGGCUACUCACAACACUGGCCGUUUAGUCUCCAUGCGUUUUCAGAGCAAACUUGUUUCUGUCCUCUUUGACAUGUCUCUUAAU
Molecule: messenger RNA, 1167 nt
Organism: Schistocerca piceifrons (Central American locust)
Lineage: Eukaryota; Metazoa; Arthropoda; Insecta; Orthoptera; Acrididae
Product: UDP-glucosyltransferase 2-like
Exons: 4
Coding region: 92-985 (297 amino acids)
Molecular function (GO): UDP-glycosyltransferase activity
Source: RefSeq, a predicted model, not a curated record